This is a messenger RNA of Erpetoichthys calabaricus (reedfish), 11789 nucleotides long. It is a transcript of the gene dock5, whose product is annotated as dedicator of cytokinesis 5. Lineage: Eukaryota; Metazoa; Chordata; Cladistia; Polypteriformes; Polypteridae. Bases 350 to 5914 code for a protein of 1854 amino acids. The transcript is spliced from 52 exons. Gene Ontology annotation, biological process: cell migration; small GTPase-mediated signal transduction. Gene Ontology annotation, molecular function: small GTPase binding; guanyl-nucleotide exchange factor activity. The record is from RefSeq and is a predicted model, not a curated record. Gene Ontology annotation, cellular component: plasma membrane; cytoplasm.
GUUGAGCUGCGAAAAAAGAAAAACAGUACCUGUAAACUACCAUCCGCACCCCAGCCCGUACAUCUGCACUGCCCUUGCCUCAUGCAACCCGAUCGGGUGGGCAAAUCGCGGGCGAUUACAUUUGCACGCCGCCUAGCUCUGUCAAGCGGUCGGCCGCAGUCUUCCCUCCCCCCUGCCCACACCUCUGUUCGCCGUGUGUGUGUGUGCGUGUGUGUGUAUGUGAGUCAGCAGCCGCAGCCGUAGCAUGGCGGAAAGUUGACGGGCCGUAGAGGGUCUGUGCUCACACUGGGCACCCGCUCGAUCCGAGAGAUCCUACAGGGAACAUAUAACUACAGAGAAAGAAGGCAAGAUGUCUCGCUGGAUCCCGACCAAGAAGAUGAAGUGCGGCGUGGCAAUCUACAAUUAUGAUGCCAUGCGAGAGCAUGAACUGUCACUGCAAGUUGGGGACACUGUUCAGAUAAUGGAGGUUUUUGAAGGUUGGUACCGAGGUUACUUGCUGCAAAACAAAGCUCAGCUGGGCAUUUUCCCUGCAUCGUAUGUCCACUUGAAAGAAGUCCAAGUUGAAGGGAAAGGGCACCGGGACACUGUAAUUCCAUCGGAUCCACUGGUCCAGGAGCUCAGUGCUACCUUGAGGGAAUGGGCACAGAUCUGGCUCAAGCUUUAUGUGAACAACCAGACAACACUCUUUCGACACUUACAGCAGAUGACCUACAGCCUUAUUGAAUACCGGUCACAAAUUGUGUCAGGAACACUGCCUAAAGAUGACCUCGUAGAGCUCAAGAAGAAGGUCACAGCUAAGAUUGAUUAUGGCAACAGGAUACUAGGACUGGACUUGGUUGUACGAGAUGAAAAUGGAAACACCUUGGAUGCUGAGUCAACCAGCACGAUACGACUUUUCCGUGCUCAUGAGCUGGGUUCUCAUGAAAUUGAAGAACGUAUCCGGGAGGAAAAGUCUCGACUUCACAACAUUGAGCUGAAUCGGCAGUCUCUCUUUAGCACUGUGCAUACAUAUAGUCUCUAUCUGAACCUCAAAAAUUUUGUGUGCAACAUUGGGGAAGAUGCUGAACUCCUGAUGUCCCUGUAUGACCCUGACCAGUCUGACUUCAUCAGUGAAAAUUACCUGGUGCGUUGGGGAAGCACUGGGAUGCCAAAGGAAAUAGAAAAACUCAACAACCUUCAAGCGAUAUUUACGGACUUAGGCAGCAGUGACCUCAUUCGGCCCCGUGUCUUUUUAGUAUGUCAGAUCAUUCGUGUGGGCUGUAUGGAGUUAAAGGAGGGGAAAAAGCAUACUGGAGGACUGCGGAGGCCAUUUGGAGUGGCGGUGAUGGACAUUACUGACAUUGCCCACGGUAAGCUUGAUGAUGAAGAGAAGCAGCAUUUUAUCCCUUUUCAACAGAUUGCAAUGGAGACAUACAUCAGACAACGACAACUAAUAAUGUCACCGCUCAUCCCAUCACGGGUCAUCGGAGAGAAUGAGCCCUUCAUCUCAGUCUUCAACAAGGUCAUCGCUGCCCGUGAGGUGAAUCACAAAGGACAAGGGCUUUGGGUCACUUUGAAGUUACUACCUGGUGACUUGUCCCAGGUACAGAAGGACUUUCCUCACCUGGUGAACCGCUCCACCGCUGUUGUAAGAAAGAUGGGGUUUCCAGAAAUAAUUCUACCCGGCAAUGUGCGGAACGAUAUCUAUGUGACUUUGAUCCAGGGUGAAUUUGACAAGGGCAAGAAGAAGACCCCCAAAAAUGUUGAAGUGAUGAUGUGUGUUCUGGAUGAAGAAGGAAAUCCAGUUCAGAAAGCAAUUUUCCCAGGUGCAGGGUGUGAGGGUGUCACAGAGUACAAGUCUGUAAUUUACUACCAGGUGAAGCAGCCUUGUUGGAAUGAAACUGUUAAGGUUGCCAUUCCUAUUGAAGAUGUCUGCCGCUGCCACUUGCGUUUCACCUUUCGUCAUCGCUCUUCUCAGGAUUCCAGGGACAAGUCAGAGAAACCAUUUGGCAUGGCAUUUGUGAAACUAAUGAAAGAGGAUGGCACUACCCUGCGAGAUGGGAAACAUGACCUUCUUGUAUACAAGGGAGAUGUGAAGAAAGCAGAAGAUGCUAAGUCAUACCUCUGUCUAGCAGGCACCAGAGUGGAUCAGGAUGAGAGAGAGCGGCAAAUUGGAAAACCCUUCCAUCAUUCUAGCAACCUUCCUGUUAUUAAGGACAGCUUUCAGAUUGGGACACUGAUUUGUUCUACCAAGCUAACUCAAAAUGUGGAUUUACUGGGCUUACUAAACUGGAGAUCAAAUCCCCAAAAUUUGGAGCAGACCCUACAGCGCCUUAUGGAGGUGGAUGGGGGAGAAAUAGUUAAGUUUCUCCAGGACACACUGGAUGCACUUUUCAGCAUCAUGAUGAUGACUUCCGAAAAGGACACCUAUGACAGCCUCGUUUUUGAUGCUCUGGUGUUCAUCAUUACUUUAAUUGGAGAUAUAAAGUUUCAGCAUUUCAAUCCAGUCUUGGAAACGUACAUAAACAAGCACUUCAGCGCCACCUUGGCAUAUACGAAACUUACCAAAGUGUUGAAUGACUAUGUGGAGAAUGCAGAUGACCCCGUCAAAAGUAGCCUUCUUUUCUCUGCCCUGAAGGCUCUCAAGUACCUCUUCCGUUUCAUAGUUCAGUCUCGUAUACUUUAUUUAAGGUUUUAUGGAAAUAAUGAGGAUGGGGAUGAUUUUAAUAACUCCAUUAGAAAGGUUUUCUUUUCUUUUAACAUCUUGAUGGACCGACCACUUGAAGAAGCAGUAAGAAUUAAGGGUGCAACUCUGAAGUAUCUGCCAAUUAUUGUGAAUGAUAUCAUGUGUGUUUUUGACCCUGUUGAGCUCAGUGUUCUGCUGACUAAAUUCAUUGAGAGCAUCCCAGAUUUCCAGCUGGUGCGCCAGAAGCUGUGCUGCAUGUGCAAGAUUGUGGAAAGUGACAUCUUUCUGCAGCCAGAGUGUCGUGAUGUGCUCCUUCCUCUAAUGACUGACCAAUUAAGUGGUCAGUUGGAUGACCAUUCCCAUAAACCAGAAUACGAAGAGUGUAUUCAGCUGCUCAGUGGCAUCCUGGAAGUGCUGGACCGUCAAGAUGUGGGUCCAACCAGUUCCCACGUUCAGCUGAUAAUGGAACGUCUUCUCCGCAGAGUGAACCGAACAGUCAUUAGUAUGAGUCGCAACUCCCCUCUAAUUGGACACUACUUAGCCGCAAUGACAGCUAUUUUAAAGCAGAUGGAUGACCUACACUACAGUCACUAUAUUAGCACUUUUAAAACCCGCCAGGACAUCAUUGACUUCCUAAUGGAGACAUUCAUUAUGUUCAAGGACCUAAUAGGAAAGAAUGUCUUUCCAAAUGACUGGAUGAUCAUGAAUUUGCUUCAGAUAAGAGUUUUCCUGAGGGCAAUCAAUCAGUUUUCAGAAGUCCUUAACAAGUACUUUCUGGACCAGGCCAGCUUUGAGUUGCAACUUUGGAAUAACUACUUCCACCUCACAGUGGCGUUCCUUAUCCAUAAAUCCUUACAGUUGGAAAACUUCUCCCAGGCAAAGCGCAACAAAAUCAUCAGCAAAUAUGGAGACAUGAGAAAAGAGAUUGGCUUCAAGAUCCGGGACAUGUGGUACAAUUUAGGUCCCCACAAAAUGAAAUUCAUUCCAUCAAUGGUAGGCUCCAUCCUUGAGGUGACUCUAAUCCCUGAGCCUGAUUUGAGAAAGGCAACCAUCCCAAUCUUCUUUGACAUGAUGCAAUGUGAACAUAAUUUCUCAUCAGAUCAUACCUUUCAUACGUUUGAGAAUGAACUUAUUACAAAAUUGGACCAAGAAGUAGAGGGUGGCCGUGGGGAUGAGCAAUACAAGAUCCUUCUGGAGAAGAUAUUGUUGGAACACUGCAGGAAACAUCGAUAUCUAUCCACUUCCGGAGAAGCCUUCAUUCUUCUUCUCACCAGCUUACUGGAGAACCUGCUGGCUUAUCGAACCAUCACUCAUGACGAGAGCCCAGAGCACCGCAUGAGCUGCACUGUUAAUGUGUUGAACUUUUAUAAAGAGAAGAAGAGAGAAGAUAUUUAUAUACGGUAUCUGUAUAAGUUGAGAGACUUGCAUCUUGACUGUGAAAACUUCACAGAGGCAGCUUAUACUCUGCUGCUACAUGCUGAGCUCUUGGAGUGGUCAAACAAGCCUUGUGCCCCUCACUUAAUUCCACGAGAUGGUGCACAGAACUGGACGCAACAGGAGCUGAAGGAAAAGCUUUUUCAUGAUAUCAUUGAUUUCUUUGACAGAGGAAAGAUGUGGGAAAAGGCAAUUGAGCUGAGUAAGGAGCUGGCAAGGAUGUACGAAGAUGAGAUUUUUGAUUUUGGUGGAUUAAGUCAUUUAUUGAAGCAACAGGCCAAAUUUUAUCAGAAUAUUAUGCAUGCCAUGAGGCCACAGCCAGAGUAUUUUGCCGUUGGAUACUAUGGACUAGGUUGCCCUUCAUUCUUGAGGAAUAAAAUAUUUAUCUACCGUGGAAAGGAGUAUGAGCGACUGGAAGAUUUCAGUCUUAAAGUGCUUACUCAGUUUCCCAGUGCAUCACGAAUGACCAGCACAGCUCCACCUAGUGAAGAGGUGCGAAACUCAUCAGGACAACACAUUCAAUGCUUCACAGUGAAACCAGUCCUCAACUUGCCUCUGUUCUACAAGGAUAAACCUGUUCCAGAACAGAUACUGAACUAUUACAGAGCUAAUGAGGUGCGACAGUUCCAGUACUCUCGACCUUUUAGGAAAGGAGCGAAGGAUCCAGACAAUGAGUUUGCUAGCAUGUGGAUUGAAAGAACAACCUACUUGACUGUCUACAAACUUCCAGGCAUCCUGAAGUGGUUUGAAGUGAAAUCUUUCUCUACUGAGGAAGUUAGUCCGCUGGAGAAUGCUAUUGAGGCUAUGGAGCAGACCAAUGAGAAACUAAGCAACUUAGUUCAGCAGCAAGCUUGUGAUCGCACAUUGCCUGUCCACCCACUCUCAAUGCUGCUCAAUGGAAUUGUGGACCCUGCUGUUAUGGGGGGCUUCUCCAAUUAUGAGAAGGCUUUUUUUACUGAGAAGUAUGUUGAGGAACAUCCUGAUGACCAGGACAGAAUUGACGUCCUGAAACACCUCAUUGCCAUGCAGGUUCCAUUGUUGGCUGAAGGCAUCCGAAUUCAUGGAGAGAAGGCCACUGAACAGCUACGUCCUCUACACAACCGACUGGUUACCUGUUUCCAGGACCUGAAACAGAAAGUGGAGAAGUUAUAUGGAGUCAUCACAUUACCUUCUUCCUUAACUGAGCGCAAGAAGAGUCGGGCUGGUUCUUUGGUGAUGCCUUACAUUAUGUCUUCAACACUGCGACGGCUUUCUAGUGUCUCCAUUGCCUCAUCAGGGGUGUCAAGCUGCUCGGUCUCUUCAGACAGUACUUCUUCCAGACCCAACUCCGAUGAUUCUCUACUGGGUACGGUAAAUGAACAGAGAAAUUCCGUUAUCUCAAGAGUAUCAGAACCCCUCGAGAGUGACAACAGAAUCUCUAAGUUGAACAGGAGGGAAUGGAGCAUCAGCAAAUCUCAAGUGUUAUCUGCAAGAGAAGUUGACAAAGAUGGAGUUACAUCUCCAGACCGGCCACAACGUCCAAAAAGCCUUCAAUUAGGAGACCGUCGGAUGACCUUAUCAUUAUUUCAAGGUCCUCCUUCUCAACUUAAUAUGGCCCCUCCAGUGGGCCCUCAUCCUGUGACUUUACAAUCUCUAAGAAGCUCCAGUUUUUCAUCUCUAAACAGUGAUAGUGAGAUAGCCUAUGAUGUGCAAGCUACUCCACCCCCCAUGCCCCCUAAAAAUGGCAUUCAGAGAAACUCUUCUGAGAUUGUUCCUCCACUGCCAGUUAAAGGAGAGUCCAGACCCCCUAAUCCUCCUCCUAAAGUCAGGAGAUGAAUGAUCUCUUGGAAGAAGCAACAUACAUCUGAGAAAGGUGGAGCUAAGUACACCUCUUUGAAGAAUGAUGGUGGUGUUUGUCUGGCAAUAUAACAAACAGAGGUGAACACCCAGGGCCCAGCGCCCCCUACUAUGAGAGACAACAGGGAGUUCACUGAGCACGGCCAUUCAAGAAUCUAAAUGUCUCUAAACUCUGGUGAUGUUUCUAAUUUCCUAUGGCUCUUGAAGAGCUCAACUGUAAUGUCACCAACUCCACAAUCACUCAUUUGGCUCAUUCUCUAUAAUGUGUUUUACUGUGUGAAUGUGAUACAUUUAUUGUACAGUGUAUGGUAUUUAUUGUAAUAUCCAUUCAUUCUUAAGAAACAGCUAAAAAUACUGAACAUUUUUUCUCCAAAUAUUUUUCAUAGAGCUUCUUGCAUUUAACAAAGGAAAAUAUUAUUUGUACUGUAUUUCUUAGUUUUUAUGUACAGAGUAAUAUUAAAGUGGCAAGGAUGCAUCUGCUGUUUCAUAAUGUCAGACAAUGAUUAUUUAUUUAUUUUUUAAGCAAUUGCUUGAGGUGGAAUAUGGUCCAAUCGUUGGCAUAGUUUUCACUCUUUUAACCACGUGUGGCAUAUCUAAGAUAUUAACUCUAUAUUUAUUUUAUUAAAACCUACUUUAAAGAUGCCCAGUAUCAGAAGGUAUACGGUAUAUAUUCACCAACCACAUACACUCUCAUUGCUACUAACAGUAUAUGAAUGUAAUUGAUGAAAUAGUUUUUGCUCAUCAGUGAAUACUAAUUUGGUUAGCACAGAAUUCUACAUAAAGCAAUAUUAAAGUCCCAGAGUGAUUCUAAGAACUUGUAACUAGUCGAUUGUAGGUACUAGUCUUUCAUAUAUGUUUGGACUAGACAUUCUAAUUUCAUAUAAGUAACAUCCCACUCGGUAGUUGCUUUUAAUUGUAUUUUUGAGAGAAAAUUGUACAUAAGAGUGAUAAAUUAUAAGGUAGUGGCUUGUAAAUAUUAAUUUUAUGCUUCCUAACAUAUAUCAUUGCACUCCUCAUUUUGUAAUAUCCAGUGCAUAACACUGGUCUGAUUGACUUUUUUUAAAUUUAUUACAUUAUAUAAAUAGCUUUUAAUGCAUUCUGGGCCCAUGUAUCGUGCAGUGAUAUGGAUGAACCACAUUUAUUUCACUUUGCGAUUACCAUUUAUCUUUACUUGUGAGUUUUCAUUAUGCUUCAGUUGUACUGUAUUGCUUAGGUUCAUUACGAAAAGCCUAAUGGAAUGGAAUUAAAACAUGGGAGCGCAUGACUUCUCGAAGGAUGAGUAUAAAUAAGAACAAAAUAGAGAAUGGAAGAACAAAUGAAUGUGAAUUACUGGAAAAAAUGAACUUGACAUGCAAAGAUAGAUAUGUAUUGCCCAUUCAUUUGAGUCAUUCUUCUUAAAUAAAUGAGGGAUGAAUCUAGAAUUAUACUGACACGGACAUUGCUAAGUGUACCAAAAAAAGAAAUUCAAAGCUACAACUGGGUACAGACAAGUGUAAAAGAAACCGCUUUCCUCCAGUGACUAAGGCUAAAGUCAGUAAUUAUAAAGUAUAUGUGUUUAUGUAUUUGCAGGUCAUCUGUUUUUAUAUCUUUACAUUUCUAACCUAUGUAUUCAGUAGAGGACAGCAAGACUUUUACAUGUCUUUUUUAAAAAGCAUUAACAAUUUACAGCUAGAUUGUUUUUAUGGAAUUGAACAUUUUUACUCUCACAUCCCAAAGAUGUGCAUGUUGGGUGACUUAGUGUGAGUAGAUGUAUGAGUGUUCCUAGUGAUGGACUGAAUUGAGUCAAGCAAAGUUAAAAAUAUAUGAAUGAGUUGAGUAAAAGCUAAGUAAUAUUCUAAGAAAUUACCCAAAAAGCUAGUGUUGUAGUGGAUUUUCUUAUUAGACAGUUCCUUUUCUGCAAUACAUUUAAGACCAAACCGGUCAGAAACAUUAAUUUUUGCAAGUCUAUACUGAUAAAAUAUACAGUAUGUAUACUUUAUAUUUAACUUCAAAAAACACCAGACUGCCUGCUGUUAUUUCUUGCCCCAUAUCAACCUGGUAGACAUCUGUCAUCUGCUCACAAUGUCAGAUGCUCACUUACGUUCGUGACACUUGCUCUCUGAAACUCUUUGCCCAAGUCUGUCACUGAGAUCCCGUCAGUCUUAAUAUCCAAAUCAAUCCAUGCAGGUGGUGCAGUGGUAGCAGUAAGGAGAUUAUAGGUUUGCGUCCUGGGUCCUUCCGGCUUGGAGAGCGCUGUGAGAUGUGAGAAAAGUGCUAUAUAAAUGAAAAGAAUUAUUAUCAUUAUUAUUAUGCUUGAAAAACCUACCUCUUCUAUCUUGCAUCUAUCUGUGUUUAUUUCAUUUUCUAACUGAUUCUUACAUUCCUAUUCUACUGAAGCCAACUGUACUGUCCUGCUGAUGAACUCUUAAUGUCAGUCAGCUUCUGGGUAUGUUCAGUUCAUUUUUACUUUUGUAACCUUAUCCUGUGUGUUAUCAGGUAUCUGAAUUUUCAUCUUUCGCACUUUAUUUUAGUGUGUUUUAAUUAUGUUUGCAUUCUUUGCAAAGCACCUUGUGACCAUUUUUUUCUAUGAAAUAUGGUACUUAAAUAAAAGUUCAAUUCAUUAAUUGAUAUUUCAUAAUAAAGAACAUAGAUUUGUCUGCUUCAAGAGAGCACAGCAUUGGAGUUUUUUGCCAAGAAUGUGUUCACUCAAAGACAUGCUAUACUUAUCAGUGUAAUUAAAUGAGAAUUUUACUGAUAAAGAAACUUUAGCUCUAUGUCUACACUGAAAAUGCUAUAAGCAAAACUUACAAUAUUGGUAGGCACUUUGCACUUCAGGAUAGUGGCAGAUGUGGGUGCUAUUGCUAAGUAGUGUAGACUUUUAACUGUUUAAAUAUAACACGAGUCAUCUUGUAGGCUGUGUGUAUAAAAUGGUGGUUAGGUAAGAUUUAAUAACCUCUUGGUGUCAUUUUAUGCAUUACUUAUUCAUGCCCACACUCAAGGGAGGAGUGCAUUUGAGAACCAAUAAUAUUUUAUUCUUAGAAAUAAAUAAUGUGUUAUGCCUAAUUUAAUGUUUUACUCGUAACAUAUUUUAAACACAUUAUGCUAAUUUACGUAACAAAGUUGAUUACCAAUUGCCUCACUUUAUUGUAAAAGCUUGGCCAUCUUGUUCUACUUUCCUAUUGAUCCCCAAAGUAUUCUGUCCAGAUUCUGUGCUGGUUUUUCAAAAAAAUUCUAAUGUUAUUCUGAAAAGUCCACAUGUUCAUAGUCCUUGAUUUGUAACAAGGCGUGUUAUCACUUUGGAAGGUGUAAGGGAUGGAACCGGGAAAUUAACACAGCUAUUCUGUAAAUAUUCCUGGUGGAAUUGUGGAAAAAAGGAUUGUGAUUGCCCGGCAGCUUUAAACAUACGUUUUUUAAAAUGUCAUGGAAAGAUAAGGUAGCAGAAGCACUGAUGCUUAACUUUUUGUACUUUUUAUUGAAAUUUCACAGGAUUUCUUCUGUACAUGGUCAAUUGUUGUCUGAAUACUGGAAUUUAUAAUAUGAAUAUGAUAGAGUGAUCAACUUACAUAAAGCUUUGUACCCUGAUCUUGUUUCUUCAUUCUCUGUGUGUGUAAAUAUAUUUAAUCCCAGACACAUACAGCUGAUAACAGGACCUUGUUAUUUUGGUGUUCAUGUGUUUAAAAGUGACAUUCCAUCUAGUACAUGCCAUCAUAAUAAAGGAGAGGAUAGUUCCUCAUAUUCCAAAUUUGAAAAUACUCCAACUCCUUGUAUAAAGAAAAAUUUAACCAUUGAACCAUUUUUAACAAAGGCUGAUAUAGUAAUUCUCACUGGCAGCACAUUUACACUUUAUGGUCCAUAUUUAUAAAUAACCAGAAUUGGUACUCUCUUGAUAGAAGUAAGCUAUUUCUUUUUUUUUUCUUCAUUAGGUACAAGACACUCUAGUUGGAUGGGAUCAAGUAAGGGGAUUUUUGUUCAAAUAUGGUUGAUUGGGAAUUUUUCUGGAAAUAGUGCAAUUAUCUUUUCUUCCGAAUUACUUUCAUUUGAAACAUUGAAGUUGCAAUGCCAUAAAUGGCAAAAAAAAUUCUUUGGGGUGCACAUAACAUGAAGUCUAAGCAGAAACAGAGGGAAACAACUAAACAUUCAAAAUAUGCCGUACAUCUAAAAAUCAAAAAAUGCAUUAAAUGAAAGCUAGAACAUUGUUUACAAUAUUAACAGAGAAAAAUCAAAACCACAUUCUGAAAAAAGAAAGUUCCCACAAAAGAGACCUUGUUGAAAAUCAAGAAGUUUCUGUCACUUCAGAACUGUAAUAAGAGAGCUACAUUUGAUUAUGAGUUAUCGUUUAUGAGUUAUGACUUCCACAAUCACAUCCAUGUACAUAAAGUCUUCAAGCCUAAAAUGUUCCAAUAAAGUUUAGAGAUACCUAAAACAUGCAAAUCUGUUGAAAACUUGAAAUCAAAUUUGUCAACUAUGUCACAACACUUACUUGCAUACCACAUACAGGGAAUAUAAAAAUAAUAAGAUGCUGUGUUGGACACACAUAUUGAGAUAUUAUUAGCGUCAUCAGAGAAUGGCAGGCAUACAGCUCCCUACUGAUUGUAACCUUAAUUGCUUGUUCCUUUUUGUAUUCUUACUUUCACCCUAUUCAGGCGUCAGAAUUUUUUGAGCCAAAACAAAUAAAUGUGUUAGGGAGACAAUGUAGAGUGUAAAAGUACCAAAUAAUUUCCAACACAACACUGUUUUUCUUGAAUAUUAUUAUUUAUUAUUUUUACUUCAGUCAUCUCUUAAAUGAUCAUGAUUAAUAACUGCUUCAGUAGUGCACAUUUCUUAGCCAUAUUACCUCACUAACUUAAGAAAACCGGAAGAUGUAAUGCACUGGAGAACAGUUAAUAUUAAUAGAGCAAUAGUUUGUAAAUAAAGGUAAAUUAAUGAAGAGUUUAUAUUUCUACUGAAUUAUUGAUUUCAUAAUAAAAUGUUUUUACAAUUCUUUUACUGAAAAUGAGACAAUUUUAGUUUUGAUGUGAUCAGAAUUUGACUGUAAUUGACCUAGAAUAUUUUAUUUAUUUUUAUUGUUCACAUUUGAAGAUUUUUGACAGUUUCAACAGUCAGUUUUAACUCUUUGAUUUCCCACAUCUAAAUGAAAGACAGGACAGUGACAUGAGAUCUUUUAUCUUGUCAUAAUGCACCUUUAAUUCUACUUCGUCAAUGGAAGAAGGAAACACCAACUAUAAAAAUGUAUAAUUUUUAUUUAUUUUGUUUCUUUGUUUUUUGGGCUGGUGCAGUGACUAGGUGCCUCAAAAGCUUUUACAUGACAACUGUUGGUUCCAUUAGAGCAUUUCAACUACUCCCAGUCCUUUGACCACUUAAUUCCAGCCUGGAGAUUAAGUUUGUUGGCAACUGGCCUGCUUUAACCACUGUAGUCAGAGGAAAUGCUAGUCUUUGUUAAUUUUUUUCUGUGCUGAUUUUGAAUGUGUGUUCUUGAAUGGAAAAUGUUGACAAAUCCUUUAAAAAGGCAAGGUUGUUAAAGAUGAAGGAUAUUACUGCUUUUUGAUAAUUGUUUUUAAUGUAAGCUUUUAAUUUUGUAUCGAAAAGUUGUCUGAUUUAUGCUCAUCAAAAUGUGUUUUAUUCACUGAUCCAUUUGUUUUUAAAGAGAAACUGGACUGAAAAAGCUGAAUAAUAAUGCUUUCCACUUCCCUAAAGAUGCCUUUUUGUAAGUGCUGUUUUAAAGCCUAAUAUCAUUUUGAAUGCAUUAUUUGUACAGAAAUGUUCUAUAUUUUAUGUAAAAAUAUUUUUGUCUCACUUGAUGAAAGAGGACAGAAAUUAUCUAGACUAUUUUUGUGUUCUGGAAACAAAGCAAUAAAAUAAUUUUACUUAUCAGAAA